GCAAGCACGCUAGCUCAAGCUGCGGGCGCACCGGUGGCACAAGCCACGGCAGGCGUUGGCGGGUGUGCAGUAGUGCAAACGACUCUCCAUCGAGUCAUGCGGUGGCGUUACAUAUCCUUUCUUGCAUUCGUGCGCUGCCUGACGCCAUCGAAGCGACCACACCACAGCAUCACCUGGACCACUGCGGACGGCUCACGCGUCAUCGAUGGCGUACAACGCGGCGAAUUGCUCCGCACAGCGUUACUACGACGCGGUUUCAGCCCGCACAAUAAUAACUCGCAAUUGAUCAAUUGCCGAGGGCUCGGGACGUGCGGCACGUGCGCGGUUGAGGUGCGAGGCGCUGUCGAGCCCGCAGAAGCGUCGGCGCGCGAGAGACUACGCCUUUCCUUCCCCCCUCAUGAGCUACGAGCUAACUUGCGCCUUGCUUGCCAGUGUACUGUGCAUGGUGAUGUUGUCGUGUCGAAAUUCGAAGGCUUCUGGGGUGCGCGGCCUACGCUCGCGCCCACUGCUGCGAACGCCAAGACGUACUUUGGCGAGUUAGAAUUCUUACUCGACCGAAGGACGCCGCCCACCGCCGAGCUGCGACCGCUCGCGAACGACGCGCUCAACGAUUUAGGGUGGCGCCUGCGCGACUUGGGCGGCGUCGUGCGGCGUGAGGUCGACCGCGCGCUCCGAGACGGGCCCUGUGAGGUCUGCAACGGGACCGAGGUCGUCGAUUGUCCGAAUUGUGAUGGAAUGGGCCGCUACGUGACCUACGGGACUGAAACCGAGUGCAAGGCCUGCCGGGGCUCGGGGCAGGUCGUGUGCCGCGCGUGCUUCAAGGGCGAUCCGUGGGACCUCGAGGCCGUCCGGGAGCGGGCGAGGCGCAGGCCCGACUAA
Pelagomonas calceolata is the source of this 879-nucleotide messenger RNA. NCBI's taxonomy places the organism in Eukaryota, Pelagophyceae, Pelagomonadales, Pelagomonadaceae. The record is from the annotation of a GenBank genome assembly.